AUGCAGGCAGGAGAGAGUAUGAGAGAAAAGAGAGAGAAGAAAGACUUGCUUUAUGGCAUUGCCUGUCACGGUGCUCGCAUCUGCCGCCCGCUGCGCGGCAAGACAAUCGCACACACGGCUACAUCCCGGAACCAGAUCAAAGGAUCGCUGGGCUGGGCUUGGCUCGGCCUCAAGAGUUUAGCCGCACGCCUUCACGACCUCGACGCCGUGCAUGGUGUGGUAAGCUGUGGUCGGCCCGGGAUUCUGGGUGACAACAGGCAAGGGCAGGUGAUUGGCGUGAUGAUCCAUUGGUGGGUUUAA
Molecule: messenger RNA, 300 nt
Organism: Diaporthe batatas
Lineage: Eukaryota; Fungi; Ascomycota; Sordariomycetes; Diaporthales; Diaporthaceae
Exons: 2
Coding region: 1-300 (99 amino acids)
Source: RefSeq, a predicted model, not a curated record